Gasterosteus aculeatus aculeatus (three-spined stickleback) is the source of this 1377-nucleotide messenger RNA. Its product is annotated as claudin-19. Gene Ontology annotation, molecular function: structural molecule activity. Gene Ontology annotation, cellular component: bicellular tight junction; membrane. Lineage: Eukaryota; Metazoa; Chordata; Actinopteri; Perciformes; Gasterosteidae. The record is from RefSeq and is a predicted model, not a curated record.
AUAGAGGUCGCAGAGGAGCGCGCGUAAAACGGUGGGAAACGCUGCGAGGAGGCAUCCACACAGGGAGAUAAUUUCCCUUUCCCUUCAACGACCUCUUUACGCUUCCAUCUGGACACGAUGGCCAACACCGGACUGCAGCUGCUCGGGUUCUUCCUCUCGCUGGCCGGCCUCGCCGCCACUGUCGGCGCCACCUUGAUGGUCGAAUGGAAGAAGCAGUUCCAGGGCGAGACGCACCGCAUCUUCGAGGGCUUGUGGAUGAGCUGCAGUGGCAACGAGAGAACGACCUGUGAAUUUCACCAGUACCUCCUGAAGCUGCCGACUGAGGUCCAGGCCACCAGGGCCGUCAUGAUGCUCAGCAUAUUCCUCUCGGCUGUGGCCCUGUUGGUGUCCCCAGUGGGGAUGAAGUGCACCCGCUUCAUGGACGGCAACGAGGAGAGCAAAUCCACGACAGCUAUGGUCGGAGGAAUCAUGUUAAUGGUUGCAGGAUUAUUGACCCUCAUCAUAACAUCCUGGUAUGUUAAAAUGAUUGUUCAGAUCUUCGACUCCAAUCACCUGCAGAGCUUUGAGUUCGGUAACGCGGUGUUCGUCAGCUGGGCCGGCGGCAUCCUCACGAUGGCCGGCGGUGCUUUCCUGGGCUGCCGGAGAUGCUCGCGGUCCCAGUCCACCGGCUCCAUCAGCUCCAACCUCCUCUCCACCACCCACCCAAAGUCCAACUACGUCUAGGGGAGGAGAGCGCUGGAUUUACCAACAGCAGCAGGUGGUGUUUCUACAAUGAGGACAAAUCAGGAUUAUAAAUACUCAACACCACCUGCUGAACUUCAAGUUAGUGACCAGGAUCAGGAUUACACCAAAGAUCAAGCAGCUUGUUCUCAUUUUGAAUCCCAUUUCAUGCAGUAGCUUGAAUAUUCUCCCUUUCACCAUAAAACGGGUUCGGUUGUCACUUAGGUGCUGUCAGUCACAGUCAGCUGUUGGUUCCAUCGAGAGAAAUACAAGUAAGGGUUCCAUUCUUAAUUGAAUACAACAAAUGGAAAUAUUAAAAGAAGAAGUGCGCAAUGUGGUGCAGGACUCUUGAGUCUUAGAAACCCACAGAAAUCCUGUUGGCUUCGUACCGAGGGAACAUGUGCGAUGCUCCACAAGAACAAAUCCUUAUUUCAAUAGUUUGCACUGUAGACACAAAGCUUUGACACUUGCAAAGAUUGAUUUUAACGGUGUACAUUGUUGUACAGUUCAUUCCUCUUCAGCUUCACACUGGGUUUUAAUAUAGAAUGUUUGUGCGAUGUUGUUCGUCCGUUUUUAUAUUGCCUUGUCGUACUUUAAUGUCAUUUUGCAGAAUAAAAAUAAUGUAGAAACAUUCUGUCAACGUUUUGAAUAGAAAAA